Messenger RNA from Salmo salar (Atlantic salmon), 2644 nucleotides. The record is from RefSeq and is a predicted model, not a curated record. Lineage: Eukaryota; Metazoa; Chordata; Actinopteri; Salmoniformes; Salmonidae.
UUCAUGAUAGAUCUCUCACAGAGAUAGGUUAAGUUCUUAUUUUGAUAGUGUUAAUAUUUAUCAUCAAUGGCUUAUCGAAGAAGAAAAUCAAGGCUAUCAGGAGAGCUACCCAAUCCCAGAGGGCCAUCGUGGCUUCAUCAGUGAUGCCAAACUUCUGCAGAUGCUGAGAGAGAGGCCAUGGAAGCAAAGCAAAGAAAGAUAAGUGCUAUCCAUGAGAAUUAUGUCCGGACUACUCUCAUCGGGGUUGGCAGCACCUUCGCGCACCACUUCGUCCCCUCUAUUCAGUGCAUUCCGCGGCCGAAAACUCCACCGAGGCCUUUGCCCCGAAGGCUUGAACACAUAGCUCUGUCCCCACUGAAGAACGUAGUGGGGGUGGACGGAGCCGAAGUUGGACCCGGAUCUCACUCUCUGGAGUCCAUCCAGGUAAAUAAGUCAUUCAGCAGCAGUAGCGUGCGGCCUGUUCCCGUCCCUCCCACUGGAGCUCCCUCCAAGAGGGGCAAGAAGAAGAAGGGCAGGCGGGGAGUCAAAGCCCUGAAAGUCCAGUCGGACCAUGGCUGUCCUGACAACAAUGGACCCAUUGACCUGAUGGAGGAGGUGAGGGACAUCGAGGCUCACCUGAAGGAGGAGGCCUGGAAGGUGGUACAUGAGGUGAAGGCCAUGAGCAGGAGAAGUUCCCAUGGGGGAAAUAGCCACCAGCUCCUUGGGAAGCCUGAGCUCAGUGGAUAUGAACACCCCUGCGGAGCUCCGUGACUACUUGGAUGUUGGGACCCCGGUCAAGUCGCGUGACAGCCCACCCAGGCCUGCUCCCCCUCCUACCAAGCCCAGGAGCAAACUGCCUCGGCCUAUAAGGUUCCUUAGCCUGCCAAAGGCUGCCACCGGCUCAGACAAGAAGGCAGCCAGUGAGCCAAAGGGCCAAAUAAAGAAAAGUCAAGACCAGGCCAGGUUGCAGCCCCUGUCCAACCCAGAGCAGGCCCUGACUAAGACCUUCAAGCUGCUCCACUCUGCCUCUGAUGACUGGGAGAAGAAGAUUGAGGGCUUGACCUCUCUCCGUGUGAUGGCUCAGAACCACAUGGACAUACUGAUGCCUAAACUCCAUGAUAUCUGCCUUGCCAUUAUAAAUGAGGUGAAGAACCUGCGCUCUGCAGUGUCCUGUGCUGCCAUGGCCACACUGGGUGACAUGUACGUCCACCUCCAGAGGGCCAUGGACAGUGAGGUGGAGGGGACGGCACGCGUGCUGCUGCACAAAGCCAGCGAGGCCAACACCUUCAUCCGGCAGGGCGCCAACUGUGCCCUGGGUCACAUGGUGCAGAGCUGCACCCCUACCCGUGUCAUGAAUGCCCUGCUGGUCGGUGGGCUGAGCCACCGUAACGCUGCGGCAUCAUGGUCGCAAUAUCUUGAGAAACGUGGCCACUAAAAUGUGGGACAAAUUCGCCGAGGAAAGAGCGAGAAUCCUUGAGGGAGGUCAUCUCAAAGGUUAACCUCAAAGAAAGGCACAUUCUCUCUGGAUGAUUAGAAGAAGUAUGACAAAUGAGCUGAUAUGAUUACAGAAAUCCAAUCCCACUGGGCACAGACAUCAGUUCAAUGUCUAGUUUUGAUUUAAACUUGGGAAAUCAACCAAAAUGUGAAAACAACCAAAAAUGUUGGUUAAAAGUUGGGUGAAAAAAAAUCCAAUUGUGUGUUCCACAUUGAUUCACCGUCAUCACAUAGCUUUUUUGUUGUUGUUGGAAAGAGGUGGAAAUAACGUUUAUUCAACCAGUUUUGGCCCAAUGGGAUGAAUUUAAUAUACUGUAAGAUUAUACCUUUCUGUCUUUUCUCUUUUUCAACAGGAAUAUCUGAAUAGUCCCCAACUUGACUAUAUAUUUGUAUCUAAAUAUUUGCACAUUUCCCAACUUGACUAUUAACCCCUCCAGUCCCCAAACUCCAAUAUUUUCGUUCAUUCUAAGAAAUUUGACACUAUCAUCCAAACCCCCAUGUAAAUGCAUUUUUAAGCUGCAUUGACUCCUUGUCCAAGUCCUAAAUUCACUACAAGGCAAUAUGAACCAUAUUCAAAGCACUAAAUGACCUUUCCUCGAAGCUCCUAUCUGAUCUACCAGCUCAAUAGUGGUCUACUGAAACCAUACUCACCAUCUCAGGGGGUGCUCAGAUCAUCAACCACUGACCUCCACACAUCCUCAAAACCAGCAGUCCUCUUUUGGAGGCAGAUUGGUCAGUGCUCCUGUAUGGCAGCAACAUUGUGGAUUUUCAUCCAAUACUUCUGGACUAUGAGAACAUUCUUUGGACAAUAAAAUUAGGUAAAAUGGAAGCUGGCUACAGUCUCAGUUUUAUCCUCCAAGACAGUGUGAGGAUGUGUAACAACAAUACCUGUGGUUUAACUUGAUGAUCAGGGCCAGAUUACCGAAUGGGCACGCAGGGCACCUGCCCUGUGGGCCCCGACCUCCAGGGAAUAUCAUCAUAACAUCCAAAACUAAAAGUAUAGUGGAUGUAUAUUACAGUACGUGGAUAUUUUACAAUUUGUGAGCUCGUUUCAUAAUUUGUAGCCAUGUUUUAUAUAAAUUUGUGCUCAUUUGGUAGAAAGUCGUGAGCAUUUAAAAAAAAAUUGUGGGGAUGUUUUAUAUCAAUUUGCUUACUGGUGCUCUUCCAUGCC